This is a messenger RNA of Hyalella azteca, 1058 nucleotides long. RefSeq lists its product as uncharacterized. The coding region runs from base 88 to 522 and encodes 144 amino acids. The transcript is spliced from 3 exons. NCBI's taxonomy places the organism in Eukaryota, Metazoa, Arthropoda, Malacostraca, Amphipoda, Hyalellidae. The record is from RefSeq and is a predicted model, not a curated record.
CUGCAGACAAUUGCUGCUGGUUUCCUGAUUCUUCUCUAAUUUAUGUGUUGAAUAAGACUGUCAAAAGUAAAAGUGUGAGUGCUCAUCAUGUCAAGAAAAGAGAAUAAACUUAAAGGGGCUGCGGCAGCCACUCACCAGACCUACAGACGACAAAGUCUCACACACUUUGAAGACCCGACCGUUGAGCGCGAAGUUAACUACAUCUUGGAGGAGCAGGAGUCGCUGGCUAUCAAGUUCGAACACGAGGAGUCCAAGAGCGGGAAAUGGAUAUUGUUUGUAGAGCACGCAUCAAUGUUUUCAAUGUGGAAGAAGUCCUGCAACCUUUACAGUCAAGGAAAACUUGAAGGUGUAACCUCGCUGAAAGCAUCGACUGCCAAAGACAACUCACGUACGAUCGUAGAUGCUUACGGAGUUAUCAUGUUCCACUGCGGCCCGUGCGACGACAAAAAUUUGAUGAUGCAUUACGGAAAGAACAUCGUCGAGCUCCUCAGUUACUUCAAUAAAAGAGGCUAUAUUCCCUAAAAAUCUGACCAGCAAUCUGUUGAAGGAACCUGCGUGACUGGUUGUAAGAGGAAUUCUGUGUACCACCUGCCAGUGGCGCGUACUAUAAACGAGUACAUGCAGCCCAGGGCCAGGGAACGCCACUUCUUGAGCACGGGUAGCAGAAAUUCUACACCAUAUUCUGAGAACGAAGGAUCAAGACGGAGCAGAAGUGAUCGAGAAUUCCCGAGGACAACUGGAAACGAACGGGGCUACUAGAAGUAAAUUGCGAAAUUAUCGCACAUCGAGAAUUUCAGACGUUUAUUCCUGAAUUUCGGCAAUUGACCAAACCGGAAAAUUUUUAUUUUGUUAUUGUAAGAACUCUCUAAACAAUGUGGUUAUAAGUUGAUGUAAAGCGUGUGCUCUCUGUUUUAGUUGUAUCCACUUUGAAAACUACAACAUAACUUUAGAAAUCCUGCUUAACAUUUACAACGUUACGUCAGUCAGAGCUACCAUGAAAGAAGAUUGGUCCGAAGCAGGUGUUGGCUGUGGGUGAACGCCUUGCAGAGGAUAGGCCA